This is a messenger RNA of Solenopsis invicta (red fire ant), 12846 nucleotides long. RefSeq lists its product as uncharacterized. The transcript is spliced from 2 exons. NCBI's taxonomy places the organism in Eukaryota, Metazoa, Arthropoda, Insecta, Hymenoptera, Formicidae. Gene Ontology annotation, molecular function: RNA polymerase II cis-regulatory region sequence-specific DNA binding; DNA-binding transcription factor activity. The record is from RefSeq and is a predicted model, not a curated record. Gene Ontology annotation, biological process: regulation of transcription by RNA polymerase II. Bases 2037 to 5138 code for a protein of 1033 amino acids.
CGUAAUUGAAAGAGGACACAUCUAAGCCUGAAGAAGAUGGAACUAGCGAAGAGAGACAAAACGCGCAGCAUCUCCUGCAGGAUUCGUCGUUGGUCGAGAGUGAGCGAGGAGAACGAGUAAAGCCAGAGGAAGAGAACGACCAAACACUCGUUGGAAGGAACGAAGAGGGAGGACGAAAGCCAGGAGGGGUAAGGAACUCUCAAUUUGGUUGGCUGUCGCUUACCACCGUUUUGUGCGUGCCUAUCCCUCUUCAGGCGAGAAUCGGAGAAGAUCGACUGUAGUCGAAGGUGGUGGGGUUGGUAGAAGGACAGGAGUAAGCAAGCGAAAGAGAAAAAGGCCGAAGAGAGACAGACUCAGUUUCGGCCAAGUAUUUGGACGAGACAGGAGGGAGAAGUAUAAGCGAGAGGGAGAGAGAAAGAGAGAGAGUGAGAGAAAACAUAACGGAGGAAGUGAGAAGGGUGAGAGUUCUUCCAACGAGCGUGAUGGAACGAUGGAGCCUUCGUGAGAGAAAGAGAAAGUUUAAACGUUAGACGAAGAGAAGCACGAUUCGCCGGUGUUGGACGAGAAGGGAGAAAGACGUUCAGAGUGCGCGACAAAGUGAGUGGAAGAGAGAUGAUUAUAGAGUACGAGGGGAAACACGUUCAAGUCGGAGAGAGAAAGGCAGAAUUCGAAGAGUCGGCAAGUGACGACGAAGAGGGGGUGGCGAGUAUUGGCGAAGGAAGCAGUGUGGGGCGGAACACGGCGAGGGAGGGGUGAGGGGAGGAGGUGCCUUGGCGCGAGCCCGAGGUCUCGAAACUACAGAAUUCCAGUCGGCAGAGUAGUGCCGGCGUUCGUACCACACGGUUCUACGGUAGUAGUGAGCAAGUGUAAAUCCGAGGAGAGUGAGAAAAAGGGAAGAAGAGAGAGAAAGAGAGAGCGAGCGGGGGGCUGAACGGAGGGGUGACGCAAGGCUGAGAUGCCUGCGUCUCAUUGUGUUCGCGGCGUCAGUUCUGUCGUUCUCGCAGUACCGGAAUAUGUGACGUCAGGUGAUCACUUUUGAGACGCCCACGAUCAAUUGUGAACAGAGAGAGACUCCGAGUGAGCUGUACUACACAGAAGAAAUAGACACCGCAGAUUGCAGUGAACAAAGUGCAAAGUGAACCGCGCUACUAACAAUUUUCAAAAUAAAAAUCGUCGGGAAUUCGAAACGCGUUUCCCUCCGGAAUUUUUCUCUUUCGGGACACCGUGUAAUCGUCUCGCCGAACGAGGGUGACCUUGCUCCGAAACGAGGAAUGUAGAUACGAGAGCCGCUCAACAUGUAAAUCAUGAGCGGUACGCGCGUUCGCUUCUGUUUUGUUUCGUUCGUCCCGGCGCCGAGGUAACCGGCAUCGUUUGAAUCUCGUUAUUGAAAGUCGCGUCCCCGGCGCCACGGUGGGAAAUAGCAAGUGGUACCGUCUUGCUGUCGUCGUCAUCGUCGUCAUCACGUCGUCCAACCGAGGCCGACGAUGUUGCACGCGGUGAUCGCGAUUUCUCGAGUGACAUUGAGUUGGACAUUCGCGUCUGGAGUCAGUGCGAUCAUAUGAUAAAUGUAGAACACGCUGUAUCCCCGGUUUCUUUUUGUUUUCUCCUUUCUUCUCGUUUUUUUGUUUGAUCCUCUUCCUCACCUACCCCCACCCGCCCGCUACCAGCUCAGCUGUCGCAAGGCGUAUUAUUUCGUCCCCGCCGAGACUGGGCCCACACAAGUGACUUAUCUCACGGUGCCAUUUCGCGCUAUCAUCGUCGUGCCCAUAUGACAUCUCGUGUGAUUCUGCGUCACGAGACGCAAUUUAGGAGGUGGCGAAGUGAAAUAAUCGAAAACAGAAAGAAAGGGAAAACAGGAUUACCUCGUUUGAGCGCGCGCGUACGAGCGCGUAGCAAGUACUCAUGUAUAUUUCGUCCAGUUUUAUUCUGUUAGUGUUGUGUACAAGCUACUAUUUGAUCGCGUAUAUCACGCGUGCGAGUAAACGACGAUUGAAGCGCGUGACUUGACGGCGCGAAGACGGAGGGGAAAGGACAAUAUGAGUGAGAUGACGAGUGCCGUCGAGACGCAGCAACAACAGCAACAGUACGUAAGCGGUAGUUCUAAUGCGGAGCAUCGUUGCAAAGAUUGCGGUCUUAACUUCGAGAGCGAUAAGAGCCUGGAGGUACAUCUGCGGUAUCAACAUCAAAAUUUGCUAAACCAAUGGGCCAAUAAGGCACAGCAGGAAGAGAGUAAUAAUAAUCAUAGCAAGACUGGCAAUCACAAUAGCCACGUGAGCGCUAGCCGGGACAGCGUGCCGGCGGAUUCGAGCGAGCGGUCAUCAAUGUCGCCCUCUCAGGAUCUAACGCAACAACAAACACAACAAACACAGCAACAAUCGCAACAAUCUCAGCAACAGCCUGCCAUACAUGCAAUUGUAUGUCAACCAUACGAUUUUGUUAGAACGCCAAUGUUUAGCGAGGGCGGCUACUUUAUGCAGAACGAUCAAACUUACAUCAUGCCGCAUCACUUUUCGCCAUCACAGGAAGACGGCCAGAGCAACGGCGGUCGCGACAAUUACGUACGCUAUUCGUAUCAACCGUAUCAACAUCAGCAAUUGUUUCCCUCGGAAACAAUUCAUGCGACUUCUAAUUCUACCAGCCCACACAGCCCGCCUUUCCAUUGUGACAAAUGCGGUGCCGCUUACGAGGACGCGAAUCAAUUAGGUGAGCACAUGAGAACAAAUCAUUUAGACUCGCCUACCGCGUAUCCAGCUGCACCUCAAUAUCAGCAGCUGGGUAACAGUCCUCAGCAACAGGGCCAACAGUUGCACUCCUCGCCGCCUCUCUCAAAUCAACCGCAACAAGCCGGCUACGAGUACAACGGUGGACAAACAAUCAAGUCCGAGAUGAAGCAAGAACAGCCCGAGGAACAAACUGAAAUCCUUGACUUGGAUUCUCAUAAGGUGCAAACACACAGAUACGAGGAGGAGAUCAUGAGGAUGCAGCAGCAACAACAACAGCAGCAACAACAGCAGGGACUUCAGAUGCAGAUGCAUCAUCAACAAGUGAUGCAACAGCAGCAGUCGCAGAGAGUAGAAUCGCUUCCGGUGAGUUCCAUGUUAGGUUGGCCAACUAUUCAAACUCACGACUUUCAUACUGGACACCCACCAAUGGGUCCCAUAAACAAUGUUCCACCUAUCGUUGAUCAGGAUCAAUUUAUGCGCGGUCAACACAUUCCUGUGGAGCACGGGCAUCAGAGCUCACCAAUAAUCACGAGCACGCAACCGAUGUCGGGCCAUCAGAUGUCGACUGGAUUCGUGCAGCAGACACAGAAAGCGCCGUUGGGAAAUCAAAACUGGAAAAGCAACGAAGCGCGCCGUCCAAAGACGUACAAUUGCACUGCGUGCAACAAGUGGUUUACAAGUUCAGGACAUUUGAAGCGGCAUUAUAAUACUACGCUGCACAAAAACGCUGUCAAGAAUGGAAAGGAUCCUGAUCCGGCAACUCUACCGAUCACCUCUCAUCAUCAUCCCCCUAGAGAGAAUAGCGCUGGUCAUUCGAGCGGCAGAGGUAGCGGCGCUCCCGCGCGGUCUCCACCGGAAUUAUCUUCGCGGAGUCCCCCAAACUUGAUGGCAGGUCCCUCGGGCGAGGCGACGAGGGGCCUGCUUCACACGCCCACCACGCUCUGCAACAACAAUUCCAGCAGCAGCAACAGCAGCAGCGAAUCUUUAACAGCGGCGGCCCUGGCGCAGCAGCAGCAGCAACCGCAACAACUGGUCCAUGUGGGAAUAAUCAAUUCUCCGGUGUCAUCGCCGUUGGCGGGGCACCAUCAGCAACAAAUGGGUACUGCGCCUCACCAACUGGGCCUUCAGCAGCAGCAGCAGCAGCAGCAGCAGCAGCAGCAACAACAGCCUCACCUGUCAACGGGUUCGUCGGGCCAGCCGGUGCAUCAUUCCACGAUUUCACCCACCAUGCCCCCAGCGUCGCACACCCUGAAUUGCCCUUCACCAAUGGGUUCAUCAUCCCACCCGGGGGUUCAUCUCAUGAACUCGCCGCCCGGCUCGGGCCAUCCGGCAAUGACUUCGCCCACAGUGAUGGCGGGUACUACGAUGCCUCAGCAAACGUACCCAAACGCCUUGCCCCCCCACGUUACAAUUACUACCAGCACCCCGGUCCCGCUGGAAUCUACCCAAACGGCUACCCUACAACUUACUAUUGGUAACGAACAAAACGAGCAGCCACGAAAUAUGUUGCCCAGUUUUCGAUCCAUUCUGAAUUUCCCGGAUACAUUCGGGUUCGUGGUAGAUCAAAAUCAGACACAAGCUAUUAACGUGGGGGGGCUAAAUGUGGAGGAGAGCGCUCCUCAAGAGUCCUUUGAAUCUUCAGCAUCGACUUAUGAUCUAUAUUCGUCAACGCGUUACGUUAAGUUCGACAACGUAGACACAAUGGCGUUGCAAACGAAUGUAGACGGUGUGAUGCAAGAUGAAAAUGCAGGAGUUACGUUCUGCUAUGCAUUUGACAACCAUGUCGUCGAGAAGAACAAUAAUCAUCUACCGCACCUGGGAUAUGCAAAGGAGGAUGUAGACCCAAACGUCUGCUUGCAGCCUAAGAAAACUCGUAAGGGCAAAAGCAGCUCGAAGAAGGUACCCAAGAUUCCUACCACCACGGCUAAUAUCAUCUCGAACGGUGACAUGCAGAAAUGCGUCGAUUGCAAUAAGGUUUUUGUCAAGGCCUGCUAUUUGACGCAACAUGUCAGGAGUUUUCAUUCGGGCGAUAGGCCGUUUAAAUGUUCCCAGUGCGGCAAACGGUUUCCGGACGAAGAACAGCACAACAGACACGCGACAAUGCAUGCGAUGGCGAGAAAGCAUAAAUGUGAGUCAUGCCCAAAGAUAUUCGCUCACAAAACUGAUCUUAAGCGGCACCUUUGCAUCCAUACUGGUAAAAGGCCGUUUAAAUGUGAUAAUUGCGGAAAGGGAUUCAUCAGACAAGAUCACAUGAAGAAACAUCAAGAUACACACAACAGGAAGGCACGGGUAGAAAAACAACGUCAAGCUGCCCAACGGUUCGUCUCUCAACGAGUCAACCCUAACAAUUUCCAACGGAUCAACAUUCCACGAUUGCAACAAAAUCUCAAGAAUUUGAAGUUAGAUAAUCCAUAAAGACAUGUCUUUGCUCGAUUGGACUAUUCGAUGCGCGGCCUCGAGAUCGUCCUAAUGACAAAAAGCGCGAGCUCAAUCGUUCCGCAUAUUGACGGCACUAAUUAAUCGAUGCCUGAUUAAUUACUGGCAAAACGAGCCAAUCACCGAGGCUGCGAUCCGACCCCUUGGAGCGAAUUUCCCUUCGAGCCACGCGUCGUUCGACGCACGCAAGCAUGCAAUUGUGGGUAAACGUUCUCGUCGUUGUAACGAAAUAACGCCCAGGUAUGCAUAAUUGUUUCCUUCGGUCGUUAUCAAAUCGAGCGACCGAUUUCAGUGCGUUAAUAAUUUUUCACGUGAUACUACAUUAAUUAUUUUAAUCUUCAUGCAACUGUUGUUAAAAAGAGUUAUCUCUAAUAUGUCGAAUAUGUUGAUCUUACGAUCAAGUUUGUUUAAUUGUUCUUGAUUGUACAUGAAAAUAAGGGAAUAAUGAAAAUGUUUUAUAAUUGUUUCAUUAAGUACAAUAUGUGUUAACAUAAGUAUACAUAUUUUAUAUUUCGUGUAUUAGGUUUGUGUUUUCAUUAUGACGGUACGCAUUUUUUAAACAUUUUUUUUACUUUUUAAUGAAUAACAACAAUAAAAAUUUCAUGAUUUCUAUUGCUCAUACGAAAAUGUUUCUUAUAACAUUUUCAACAAAUUUAUUUGUAUGUUAAAUAUUAAUAAUAAUAUUUAUACAAUAAUAUUAAUAAUAUUAAAUAUUAAUAAUAUUUCAUAUUAAUUAAUAUUUAAUAUUAAUAUAACGAUAACGUAAUUAAUAAUUUAUUAAUAGUACAUUUAUUAAUUAUUUUGUAAGUACCUCAAAGAUCGCAUGACCGUUACAAUGAAUAACAUAAUACAGGAUAUUUCUAAUGACGUCAUAAAAUUUAGCAUUGUCAUUCGUUGAAAAUUUGUGAAUCUCGCAAAUAUGAUUCGUUUGCUUUUCAUCUUUAAGAUAUAACCACAUUUUACAUUACAGACACAUUAAAAUUGUAUUACAAAUAAACUUCAUAGCGAGUGUCUGAAGCUGGCUUUCACCGCCAGCUACGAAAUAAUAUCGUUUUAGAAAUAUCCUACAUGAAACAACAUAUGAGUGUGUAGAGAUAGAAUCAGACGUGGAGAACGUGCGCGCGCACAACGGUGCAUUACGUACUUACGCGACAUAAACAAACGCGAUAUCCUUUCCAAGCGCUGUUUUGUUUAAUUGUAUUAAAGAAGAGUAAUAUCAACGUAAUAGUAUCGACGUAUAAUAACACGGUCACACGGUAAUUAUAUAGCACUCUUGCCAUUUUUACUAUGUAAUGUCACACCCGGAACAAACUACCUCAGAGUUCAGGAAUUUAACGAUGAAUGAAUGGAGGAAAGAGAAAAGAGCCAAUGCAAUAAUAAUAAUAAUAAUACUGUAAAAGUAGCAAAGAGACCGGGCGGGCGAAAUAACGUGUGUUUCCACACAUUUUAUAUAUCAAUGGAUAAAUGCUUGAACGUUUAUGUGUCGAUGCAGGUCAUUCCUUCAUCCGAAUCUCAAGUUGAGAAGACAAAAAAUUGUAUAAAUUGUAUAAAUUGUAUUAUUUUUGUAAAUAACUUUUCUUUUUAAUUCUUUCGCGUUUUUUAGAUCGCCCGCCGGUUAAAUCAACUUGUAAUAAGACGUUAUAAUCUAGAAUUUAACAUAAAGAUGUAAGAAUGAUAAAAAAUGCGAGAGACAAAAAAAAGUGAAAGAGAGAGAAAGGAUAAGGAAAAAAAGAUGAUCUAAUAGCAAAUUUGGUUGGGUGCGCCAAUGCGCAUUAAUGUGAAUUAGUUAUACAUUAUGAAGGAAUUAUAGAGGAACAUUAAAGGCACAUAGAAAUAUACACAAAUUGGCGAAAAGACUUGUGCGCAAUACACUGUGUGCGCAGUAUAUUGGGAAUUCACGUUUUUGACGUAAACUAGCAUAAUAUUUGAUAGAUGUACACUUGACAUUUUUAUUUAAUCAAUUAGGGCAUCUAUUCUAUGUUUUUACAACUAGUAUGUUAGUGUGCAACCGAAUUCGCUAUGAGAUGCGAAGACUAAAGGAUAUUGGCGUACGUUUUCUAGAGACAUAUCACAAACAGUGUUACUGCACACUCAAUUUUAGUAAAAAAAAAAAAUAAUAAUAAUCGUAAAUGAACGUUUUCAGAAGAAAAUGUGCGUUCAGAAAAUUACGAUUAAUUAUACAUAUAUCUAACCAUAUCAAUGUUUUACGAAACGACUGUGCGUCAUGUGAGAGGCCGAAAUAAUGUGACACGAUACGACAUUUUCACUCGUCUCCGUGUAAGACGAGUGAAAGAUAGAUGCGAGAAGAGCAUAGGUAACGACAUUUUAACGGCUAUAUUUUUAGUAUGGUUUUUCUAUGUGGAGAGAUUUGUGUAUAGUAAAGUUGCUUCAAGAGAGAACUGAAAACUUGUUUUCCAUAUUAUGGGCUAUUAUGCCAACUAUUAUAUAAUAUUAUUACCUAUUAUUAUUAUUGAUAAAAAUUAUUGUAUUACGUAAUUCUGUAUACAUUUUAUAUUCAUUUCAACGCCUAUUGUGAAAAGUGAUGAUCACCCGGCUCGUACAUGUGCUAUGUAUAACUCUACGCUUAUACGUGUGUGUAUACACUGGGGAAUUUUUUUUUUUUUAAUCGACUAUCUGACACAUUAGGCCAGUAGGAUAAUGAUAUCUUAGGUUUCGAAUAAUAAUCUUUUAGCAAAUUGUUGUAUGUUUUAAGUUUUUUAAAUGAUGGAUUUUGAACAGAACCGUAAGAUUUCCUUCAAAAAGUUAAAGAGAAAGUUCCUUCGCGUACGAGCCCUCUACCCCUUAGAUAUUUUAUAUUCUAAAGAGUGACCCCCUCACCCGCGUAAACAUUUUAUACAGUGUAUAUCACAUAUGUAGAGAUUAAUGUAGAACAUCUAGAAACAAUGUCCCGAAAUGUUUGAGAUCCUAGGAAACUAUAAUUCCAUUAAUCAACUAACAAAUCAAUAUUUUAACGAACUUGGACACAUAAUGCGUAAGUCAUAACUUCUGUAAACAUAUCAUUAUUUUUGAGGGAAAGAGAAAUAGAUUAUAAACUGCAAAAUUUCUCUUUAUCUUUCUCUAUUUUUUCCUAUUUCUAGAUAUAAGAAUUUCAAGAGAAGGAUUAAAAGAAUUUUAAGAGGGAACUGCAUUCAGGGACAUUGUCUCUACAUAUACUAUAAGAAUAAUGAUAAGGCAUAUGUAAAUAAGAUAAACGCGGAAUAAACGUUUGAAUUACAAAAUGGGCAAAAUAUCAAUGAUGUUGGGAUAUCCCUCAAAAAAUGUGAUUCUGAUUUCAUGGGCAUUUUCUCGAAGGGUAUAUUACACAAGACUAUGAAUUCACGCGAGAAAAGUGUAACUCGAGAGAGAUUUUCUCGUUUCGUAAAACUGUAAUUUCGCACACACCUCUUGUUUAUAUCUCCCUUGUGCCAUAACCAUGCUUGUUGGUAAAUUAUAAAGUUCCAGAGAGAAGGCGAAAGAGUGUGCGGCGACUGCGACAUAAUGGAUGAUAAAUAGAUUUCGAUUAUAUAUAUAACAAUUGUAUACUGACAUUAACUUCAUUCCAAAUACGAAAUGAUGACAUUAUGCGUUUUCUGUUCCUCUUGAUGGGCAUGCGAAGUCCCGAAAGAAACCUCCACGAAAUUAAAAAAAUGGGACGAAACAGUUUGAAAAUUAAUAAACCUAAUAAUAUUAUCAGGUCAUGCGAAAUUUUUCGAGUUUGCACACCUUCGAAUAUUACGGGAAAACCGUACUUUGUUACAUAUUUACGCUCAUUUCGAGAUCAUAAUUUUUUGAGUUAACAUAAAGCCAUUUUUUGUGUUUCGUAAUAAUGACUUUUUAGGAUUUUGCAUGCUUACGAUGCUGUUUUAAAGAUAAUAUGCAUAACAUAAGAUGCAUAAGCUCUCAUGACAAAGAAUUGCAAAACUGAAGAUUACAUUUCUCACAAAGAUAUGCAAGAUGUUGCAGAAAUAUAGCUCAGAUUAUUUUUCAACAUUAUGCACAACCAGAUUAUCUUUCUCAAAAGGCAACAAUGUAAAAGUAAUAUAGCAGGAUUUUAAAGAGAGUUUCAAUCCUGUUUAUGCAUCUUAUGAUUCAACUGGUAUCAUGGGCUUUUCCCACAUUGCAGCUAGUCAUUUUAAUAUUUUAAUAAUAGAACAUGAAAGAGAUAUUUGUCCAUAUUUGUGUCUUCAAUGUAUAAGAUUUAAUAUUCAUUUAAUUCCUUUCUUCAAGUAAACAUGUAACACGUCGUCUACAAUGGACAGUAGCAACAGUGAAUGAGACUGUAACGUCGGAGUAAGCGUGGAAUUCGUUCGUAAGCGAAAUGGUCGAAAUCCAUUUCCCACAAUCUGUUCUCUUGUUCUCACCAAUGAGAACUCCUACUGCUCUUAGGGUAUAGUAAACGUACGCGUUUAGCUUAUUAUAAUCUACACGCUGUUGUAGACACUCGGGCGUAAGGAGACCAUAACCUGCAGUCUAUAUUUAAUGGUCUACAAUACGCGCAGUAGGCCUUAAACUAUAAGAUCAAUCAGCUGUUAACCACAACCGUAUGUGAGAAAAAUUAUCAAGUGUGAUUAGUCGAUUUCUUACAGUUUAAGGCUCGCUGUAGAUAGGCCAUGACGCUCACCCCUUAAUUCAUCACCGCUACCGCUCAUUGUGGACGACGAAUGAUGACGCGUCUGCAUCUAUCAGCACCGCGAUUUGUAUUAUAUAAUAAUGCUUUCCUGAAAGUAAGACGAAACAGAAGCAAAGGAUAGUAAUUUCUAUUUGUUUUUAUAAGUUUUAGUAAUAUGGAUUAGUUUUGUUUUAAAUUUUUAUAAAUAGUUUAUAUUUCGCAGAAUAAAAUAACUUUUCUCUUAACUAUUUAUUUUCUUUUUGUUUCCUUUUUGUUCCUUUCUUUUCCUUUGUUCCUUACGUAUUAGUAUUAUUAUUUUUUUUUUUUUUCAUCAUACGCACUGCGCUUUAUGGAUUAUAUAGUGUAUAUACUGUGCAUGUAUUGUUUGAUGUAUGGGUAUAUCGUACUAUUAGCAAAAUCCAAUUACACUUUAUAUCUGUAAGACGAGUAAAUUCGCAUUAACAUUGUUAUCUCAUAUUUAAGAUUAUAUGUAUAUACGUAAAACGGAAACACGUGAGAAACCUUACGAGAUUUAUGAAUUACUUUCUCGAGUGCUUCGAAGAUAUUUUUUUCUUGCAAUACGAAGUUACGUAUUGUGUUGGAGCAAUUUAGCCUUGCCUUACGAUAUACCGCAUUCAGCCAGAUUUGAGAUAUGGCGUAUGAUACAUGGGUACCGAACGGGUUAAUGCACGUUAUAUUUGUUUCGCGUAUUCGUGAUCGAGCUUCAUUAAUUCCGGCGAGCAGAACGUUUUCAGCCGUUCUACGUUCCAAAAUCCGUGGAUUCCGUUUCGUUUUAUAUACUGUUUGCACGGGCAUUUUUUCUCGCGCUUUUAUUGGCCAAUUUAGUUAAUAUCAGAGUACAGACACGUGGGCAUGUACGCGCCCGCGAGAUUCCAUGAAAUAUCCCGAUCGUGGCGAAUCGCCCAUCCUCCCGAUCUGUACCAUUACACCCACCAUCUCCCUUCUGUAAUCCUUUCCCUCCCCCCCCCCUCCUCUUCUCCCACGCCAGCUUCUCGUCGCGUACUCGUAACCUUGGGCAUUCUGUAAUUUAGCAAAUUGUUGCGGACUCGACGAAAGGAAUCGCUCGAUUCGCGAGUGCUUCGCCAAUAGCGAUGAUGGUAUCGCUCGCCGCGCUUGGACGACUCGAGCGCGAAAAAGGAUAAACAAAUAAAUAAUCGGAGAAUCGAGACGAGAUAGGGAUGUCCCGCGAAUUCCUUCGGAUGAAGCGAAAUUCUGAUCUCGCACGCGACACUCGAUCGUUUCGGACGGUGACAAAAAGUUUGUUUCUUUAAAAUUCCUCAAAUAAUCGAAAACAUUUAAAUUCGAUAGUUAUUAUAAAUAAAAUAAAACAAAAAUCUUAUGAACUUGUGAAGUACUUUUGGAUUUUAUACUUUUAUAUUGUAGAAUUACAUAAUUAUAUUUCGUAUUGCAACGUUGCAUGUUAAUUUAACUUUAUAAAAAACCUUUAUUUUAAAAAUUAUAAAUAUUACAAAAUUAUGAAUCUUCUUUCACUUCUAAUUUGCAAUGUUGUACAAUCAGCUUUUUCGUGUUGGUUUGUCGCUAGGUGAAUUAAAUACAUCGUCGGUUUAUUUCAUCGCUAUUUAAAGAUCUAUAAUCAGCCGAUACGCAUAUCCUUAUGGAGAGCUAAUCAACGUCAGCUAAAAAGGCUCGGCGAAGCAAGCGCGAAUCGAGGGAGGCUUGCGCGGCAAUACGGCGGGGCUGAGAGAAACAAAAAUGAAGAAAACGAGGGAUCAGACGACCACGACGACGAAGAUCGAUAGUCGUGUGGAUUUAAUUGCGAAUUACGCGGUAAUGAUUGCCGAUCACCCUUUCCUUGUUUCGCAGCAAUAAUAAUUAAUGGCCGAUCGGCCCGUCGGACGCCGCUGCCCCGCCGCUAUCGGCGAGUCCACAUCGUUGUUAGACUUAGACAACAUCUACCUGAUGAUGAAGCAAUAUAUUGACGCGAUUUAUAAGACGAAAGAGGAAGAACCGAGUGAAAAAUAGAGAGCGAAAGAGAGUGAGAGCGAGAGAAAAAGAGAAAAGUACGAAAGAAUACCGAAUGAGUGAGCGGAGCAGCGUGUAUGGCAUGAGAAAAAAAGUAAGUCGAAAAUGAAGCGAUGUUAGGUGUAGUCCACUGUACUGUAUUAUGCGUCUUCUAGCUAAAUUUUUAUGUUUUCUAAUUCGUUGUGAACGAAUGUUUUUUGGUAUAAAUAUAUAUAUAAAUAAAUGAAUCUAUAUAUAUAUUAUAUAUUUAAAUUCUAGAUUAUACGAAUUCUAAGUGAGAAAUCAAUCAACGAGCUGCGUGUGGCGGCUGCUAUUAUAUCUCGCUGCGAUAAACUCACGAGCGACCGACGAUGUAUAUCGUCUAAACGAGAGUGACAAUCGAGAUCCACGAAACGCGAGAUGUCUGCUUGAAUGCAUAUCCUGGGCGCGCAUUUAACGCUGAAUGCGACCGAAUUAUAUUUGUCUAGUGCAGGAGAGAUCGCGUUUGAUGAAAAGGUGGCAAACCGCGGACGGUCGCGUUCCAGCGAUAACUGCGCGAUUCGAUCACGAAUCUUACGUGUCUCGCAGAGAAGUAAAUAUUCCGAAGAGACGCAAGAAAAGUAAAAACAAAAAAAACCAAAAAAAAUUGGCAAUCGUCCGAGAUUGCCGGAUCGCAAUACUUGUUAGACCGUUGCCGAUCGGCAGCGUCGGGAAAGCCAUCCAGAGCCGCGAGUCGUGAUUUGCACGCGCGCGCGCGUAUAUAAAAGAAAGAAACUUUACAAUUAACUCUAUAACUACUAGCCCUUUCGAGAGGAGCACACUGCCGCCACGGGACAGAUUCGAGGGAGUUGGAGGAGGCGCGGAAAGCCGUGAAGAGAGUUCGAGCGGAUCUCGAUCAUGCAGGCCGCGUAUAGAAAUCUGUAUACAGGUGCGUCCGCACUCGUGCAUCCGACGCGACGCGACGCGCGUCGUGAGCCAUUUACGUAUAUGACGAACGCCAUACACAAGUACCUCAUGAUACAAAACACAUGUACAAAUGUUCAUACGUUUUCAGAAUAAUAUUAGCUAAUUAAUAAAUAAUGAAUAUCCAAGAUC